CCCGCCCUCCGGCCCUUCUCCACCGCCCCAGCGGCAUCUAAGCCCUCCCCCCGCCCCUCCCCGCCGCCGCCCGACGCCAUGGUCUACGACCGCCUGGCUGAGGCCGUCAAGACCAAGCUCCGCCGGCUCGAGAACCCGGACUCACGCUUCCUCAAGCACGGGUCCCCGGUUCCCACGCUGGUGGACCACACGCGGGUCCUGGGCGCGCCCGAGACCCGGGUGACGACUCUCCCCAACGGCCUCCGCGUGGCGACGGAGUCCUCCCUGGCCUCGAAAACCGCGACCGUGGGCGUGUGGAUCGACGCCGGGUCGCGGUUCGAGACGGAGGAGACGAACGGCACCGCGCACUUCCUGGAGCACAUGAUCUUCAAGGGGACGGCGAAGCGGACCGUGAGGGAGCUCGAGGAAGAGAUCGAGAACAUGGGAGGGCACCUGAACGCGUACACGUCAAGGGAGCAGACAACGUAUUACGCUAAGGUUACGGACAAGGAUGUUCCCAAGGCGCUCGAUAUUUUGGCUGAUAUAUUGCAGAAUUCCAAGUUUGAUGAGAAUAGGAUUAGCCGCGAGCGUGAUGUCAUUCUUAGGGAAAUGGAGGAGGUUGAGGGACAAAUGGAAGAAGUAAUUUUUGACCAUUUACAUGCAACUGCUUUCCAGUACACCCCACUUGGUAGAACAAUUCUUGGACCGACACAGAAUAUUAAGACAAUCACUAAAGAUCAUCUGCAAAACUACAUUCAGACACACUACACAGCUCCUAGGAUGGUAGUUGCUGCAUCUGGAGCUGUCAAGCAUGAAGAUAUUGUUGAGCAAGUAAAAACAUUGUUUACAAAGUUGUCAAUAGUUCCCACCACAGCUUCUCAGUUAGUUGCAAAAGAACCAGCCAUUUUCACUGGUUCUGAGGUUAGAAUUUUGGAUGAUGAUAUUCCCCUUGCACAAUUUGCUGUAGCUUUUGAAGGUGCUGCUUGGACAGAUCCUGAUUCCAUUGCUCUGAUGGUCAUGCAAGCUAUGUUGGGUUCUUGGAACAAGUCUGCUGGAGGUGGAAAACACAUGGGUUCUGAGUUGGCACAACGAGUUGGCAUUAAUGAAGUUGCAGAAAGCAUGAUGGCCUUCAAUACCAAUUACAAGGAUACAGGUCUUUUCGGUGUUUAUGCUGUUGCUAAGAAAGAUUCCUUGGAUGACUUAUCCUAUGCAAUAAUGCACGAGACAACCAAGUUAGCUUAUCGGGUUUCAGAAGAUGAUGUUACCCGAGCUCGUAAUCAGCUGAAAUCUUCACUCCUGCUCCACAUAGAUGGAACAAGUCCAGUAGCUGAAGAUAUUGGGCGUCAGCUACUCACCUACGGCAGAAGAAUACCAUUUGCAGAAUUAUUUGCUAGAAUUGAUGCCGUUGAUGCCAGCACAAUAAAACGUGUUGCUAACCGAUUUAUCUAUGACAAGGAUAUUGCAAUUGCUGCCAUGGGACCAAUUCAGCGUUUGCCUGAUUACAACUGGUUCAGACGCAGAACCUACUGGAACCGCUAUUAGUUUUCAUAUUAGUUUAUGCCUCAUUUCAACUUCAUGGGAGAUGUGACCAGGCAAGUGAUUUGUUCAAAUUUACACCUUGUAUGUCUCCGGAUAGCGGCUCUGGUCUUCAUUUUUUAUUUAUUUGGUAUAGGUCUGUUUUUUUGUAACACAUGCAGAAAUAAAUAUGCUGUUAUCAGUGAUGUAAUUGCGUCCGACUCGUACCACUUUUUGAAAGUUUUAAUGGCUGAAAGUUGCCAUUGUUUCUCAAGAA
Molecule: messenger RNA, 1771 nt
Organism: Cajanus cajan (pigeon pea)
Lineage: Eukaryota; Viridiplantae; Streptophyta; Magnoliopsida; Fabales; Fabaceae
Product: putative mitochondrial-processing peptidase subunit beta, mitochondrial
Biological process (GO): proteolysis
Cellular component (GO): mitochondrion
Molecular function (GO): metalloendopeptidase activity; metal ion binding
Source: RefSeq, a predicted model, not a curated record